Messenger RNA from Vicia villosa (hairy vetch), 2426 nucleotides. RefSeq lists its product as uncharacterized. Lineage: Eukaryota; Viridiplantae; Streptophyta; Magnoliopsida; Fabales; Fabaceae. The record is from RefSeq and is a predicted model, not a curated record. The transcript has 6 exons. Gene Ontology annotation, molecular function: ubiquitin-protein transferase activity. The coding region runs from base 351 to 1439 and encodes 362 amino acids. Gene Ontology annotation, biological process: double-strand break repair via homologous recombination; DNA damage tolerance. Gene Ontology annotation, cellular component: nucleus; Smc5-Smc6 complex.
AAGAAGUGGGAGUAACUUGUUCGUUUUGUUUUCCAGUGUCAUCUGUCCCGCCAGAGCCAUAUUUAUUUUCCCCAAAUUUUCGGCGACAAAUAUCCUUAUUUGUUUUCCCUCUCUUUUCCUCACUUAUUUUCGGCAACCUAAACACUUCAACUUCUCUAACCCCUAAUUUCUCCUUUUCCGGCACCACUCGCACCGCUCAUGCUCCGUCUCCGACCAACACCUUGCUGUUCCAUCAUUCAAAUCCUUGAAAACUUUAACCAAUCACUUUUCAUUCUUCAAAAAAUCUAGCAUAUUUUAGGUAAAUUCCAAACCCUAAUUUCCUCAAAGUUGAUUCCACAUUAGGGUUUCUCAUGUCGGGUGGUUUAAGCCCAACACACCAUGUCAUAGUUCAAGCUCUUUUGUCACGGGGCCCACUCAAGGAGAAAGACUUGCACUCCAUGUUUGAGAACCUCACUAAGAAAAGUCCAGGCACUGAUCGUCGGCUAUUUGAUGCGUUUAUUCUGGCAAUAAACAAGGCUCUGACUUGUGCUAAUUUUGAGUUGCGUGCCUGCAUUGAUCAAUAUGAUGGCCAAGUUUAUUAUGGGGUUGUUAAUACUGUUUCCGAUGAACAAUCGAAGCUCGGGACGAAGUAUACUGUUCCUCAAAUUGCUUUUUAUAAGGCCAUCAUUGAAGCGAUAGUUCAAGAUGGCAGUGCAAAUGGUUUUAUCUCCACCAUUGGUGCUCUCAAUCUUAAUUUGGAUAGCCAGAUCACAACUGUGACUGGUUCAGAGCCUCAAGGGGGCCAACAACAAUCUCAAGGAAGCCAAUCACAAGUGCCAUAUGCAUUUAAGAGUUUUAAUUUGUCUCAAAAGGAAAAAACUCUGCAUGAACUUGUGAGAGACUCGUGGCUUUAUUUGACCACAGAUGGUGAUGUUAGACUUGGUGUAAAAUCAUUCCUUGAUCUCCGCAGUUGGUUUCGAAGUAAUGAUGUUCCAUCCUGUCAAGUUUGCAAUGAAGCUGGAAUUAAGGCAGAGUUGUGCAAAAAUGAAAAUUGUACUGUACGAAUUCAUCACUACUGCCUGAAGCAACUUUUCUCCCAGAUAAAGGCUGCAAAAGUCUGCCCAAGUUGUGGCACUUCAUGGCCAUUUACAAUACCCAAAGCAGAAUACGUACAGACUGAAGAUGACAAUGGACCUAGUCAAAGCCAACGAGCUACUGGUUCUAAAGGAAAGAAGCGAAGAGCCAAUAUGAUUGUUGAAGAUGAUGGAGUUGGAUGCAGCAAUCAGGAUGAGCUCAAUGAACAUAGAGGAAGCCAGCAUGACAAUGGACGUGCACAGACAAGGAAUACUAGACUACGUAGAACUCACGAAGCAGAUAUAGCAGGCCCUAGUGCGUCUCAAUCAUCAUCAGCUGUCCCUGAUUUGAGAAGAGUUACUCGGAAAUCUUCUCGUCCAACGUAAACUGAUAAUGGUAUUUUGUUUUAUCAGGGAAUGCUAGGUGUACUAUAUUUUGCUGCUGACUGUGCGCGCACACACAGCUGGCUACUUUUGAGUAGCUAUUUCAAAUCAGCAAUAUCUUGUUAUUACGGUAGGCCGACACGUGGCUUGAAACACCAAGCUUUUAGCUAGUAAUCUAAAUAGCAGCUUGUAAAUUUGUGUUGAUGUUGAGAUAGAGGCAUUGAUGUUAUGCAUAUGCUCAACUUUGUUAUUGCUUAUUUGUGUUAUGCAUCUUCCAUCGUGUCAUUAUUUUUUUAUUAUAAAGUCGACCCUUUAUUUAUUUAGCUUUGUAUUAAAAAAGAAUAUCAGAUGUCUAAUGUCAUUCACUUGUUUAGGAAUAUUGCAGCACAAGUUAACCUUUGGUUGGUAAAUUUGAACAUUUCAGGAGAAUAUAUACGGAUUUUAUUGCAUGGUUAGUGUAUAUUUAAAGUAAAUUAGGAAGAUAGGAGACAAGUUAAUGAAAUUUGAUUCCAUUUUCCAUCUUAGGUAGAUCCAAAGAGAAUGGCAUAUUUUCCCAACUGUUCUAUAAAUUGAUUGUUUAUCUAUUUUGUUGUCGUAGCCCACGUGAUGUUAUGCUUGGGAUCUUUUGCUACAAAUUACCUGUUAUUUAUCUUAACUCUAAAGUAUAGAUUGUAAAGUUGGUCUUUUGAUUAAACAAUUAGUGAAAAGCCGAACCUAACGGGACUGUAUCUGGUGAGUUUUUUGUUUUUGUUUUGGGAGAUACACACGCCCCAAACAAAGUCAACCACAGGUCCAAACUUAGCAAAAGAAUCUGUACUUAAUUGGCUUCACAUUAGACAUAGGAUGCUAUAAAAUAAUUAAUAAGAGAGCUUAGCGAGCCACAUAAAGGAGCAAUUCUUCACAAUCAAUGACUCCACAACUUAGAGUUAGAUCUAAUAUCAAUGUUUCUAAAAUCCUAAGCAAAAUCCAGCUCCAAACUUUUGAAGAUUG